AUGGAACGCGAAGGAGCCGCGACCUCGGUGGAACCAAAGGAGACCAAUCCCUCAUCUCGUCCAACGAUGAAGAGGGGACGGUCAACGGAGGAACCACAUCCUGAGGCGAAGAAACCUUCAAAGGGAAACUCCUCUUCUCCACCGGCUGUUGGGGACAAACCUUCUGAAGAGUGUGGAAGUCCAGUUGUUGGAAUAACAGCACCAGCUGUUGCACCACCAACAGAAGCCCAGGCUGCUUCCACUGAUACAAAAACAAAGAAGCGCAGGACACGAAGAACAAAGAAGAUGGAACGCGAAGGAGCCGCGACCUCGGUGGAACCAAAGGAGACCAAUCCCUCAUCUCGUCCAACGAUGAAGAGGGGACGGUCAACGGAGGAACCACAUCCUGAGGCGAAGAAACCUUCAAAGGGAAACUCCUCUCCUCCACCGGCUGGCUAG
Messenger RNA from Musca domestica (house fly), 438 nucleotides. RefSeq lists its product as uncharacterized. Lineage: Eukaryota; Metazoa; Arthropoda; Insecta; Diptera; Muscidae. The coding region runs from base 1 to 438 and encodes 145 amino acids. The transcript is spliced from 2 exons. The record is from RefSeq and is a predicted model, not a curated record.